This is a messenger RNA of Suillus paluster, 3733 nucleotides long. Its product is annotated as ras guanine nucleotide exchange factor domain-containing protein. Gene Ontology annotation, molecular function: guanyl-nucleotide exchange factor activity; protein binding. The transcript is spliced from 8 exons. The coding region runs from base 16 to 3519 and encodes 1167 amino acids. Gene Ontology annotation, cellular component: plasma membrane. The record is from RefSeq and is a predicted model, not a curated record. Gene Ontology annotation, biological process: positive regulation of GTPase activity; Ras protein signal transduction. Lineage: Eukaryota; Fungi; Basidiomycota; Agaricomycetes; Boletales; Suillaceae.
ACUGUCAUCUCCCGGAUGAGGAGUGGGUCCACCGCGUCAACUUCAUCCUCCAUCUCUGUUGACUCCCCCGGUCCAUCAUCUUCCUCUGCUUCCUCAUCCUCACUCCACCUCCCUGAAUCCGAAAAGUCGUCGCGCCCUCUCCACUAUCCCUUGGCAAGCCCGUCAGAUGAGACUGUCCGCGUCCCCCCUACUCCGGAGUUCGUUCUUGCGUUACACGACUUUCACCCUCAGCACCAGAAUGCAACAUGUCUUUCAUUUCGAGCUGGGCAAGUCAUUCACGUCCUGAAUCGGGAUUCGAGUGGAUGGUGGGAUGGUGAGAUCAACGGUCAACGAGGAUGGUUCCCCAGCAAUUACGUCAGUGCUGAUGAAAGAGUUAUCUCACUGACCGAGGAAGACCUUUCUCAAUCACCUGGACCUCGCCACGGGCAUACUAUGUCCGCCGUAUCAGCGGCUUCUUGGGCCAGUGCCCCUUCGCGUGGUUCGCGAAAGGACCACAGACCGUUGGUCACCGAAGCUCUUGGAUCCGAUAUAACAUCGUACUGUCCUCCUCUCAUGGUCAAUCUUUUGCACAGUCUAUCCCUCCUCCAGAGUGCAGUUCGUUCCAACCGCGUCGCUCAUUUUCAGCCUUCCACUGCCUGUAUCAUAUCCUGUGUGCGGUUCAUACUGUCUUCGACAGAGUGUUUACCCAGGGAAGCGCCGUUAUUAAAGCGCUUCCCCGCCCUCGCUCAGGAGCGGAAACAGAUUCUGUCCGUCCUCGCAUCCCUAGUAUCACAAGCCAAAAAGGCAUCGGAUGAGACACAGGAUGAAGAUUCACAGGAAGCCGAGAUUGAAGGGAUGCUGAAGUUAGGUGGUCAGGUCUUCUCACAAGUGCGGCGUUUUCUUGCUGUCGCUGUGCAAUGUGGCAUCGACUUGCCGGAAAGGCGUCCUCUUGUUCCUUCGGACGAAGCCAUCGCUGGUGCCCCUGGUUCACCGGGACAAGUGAGCCCUGCAUAUCGCGAUUCAGACUCUUCUGCUGCUCCACUCCUGCCUCACAGAACGGUACUAUCCCGGUCGAAGAAGGAUCAGUAUCUCGUCUAUGAGCGUAUUGCUAGCAGGCAUAAACCCGACAUGCCAUCCAUCAGCAGCAUUUCAUCUUUCUCGUCGUUUUCGUCUGUCGAGUCGUCGAAACCACCGGCAAUACCUCCCUUCCCAUCAGGACCCUCCACAUCUUCGGAGGUGAUGGAGGCUCUAAAGUCUACCCAUGAUCAGUAUCUAUCUACUAUUGCCGCCUUUAUUGGCCAUGCACACUCUCAUUCACGAUCGUCACACGCUUCCAGCACGGGACAGAUGUAUGAUCUCGUGCGAGAAGUGGUGGAGAUGGUGUGCAAGUUGCUUACUAUCGUCGAAGCUGUCAUGCGACAUCCCGAGAUCCCACCUCACAAGAUUGGGAACUUGAAAUCCGCGAAAGAGAAGCUCUACACUGUGACCAGCUCUCUUGCCGAAUCCGUGCGGUUACUCACAGUGCCCCUUCCUCCCAACCUGGCAGAGGAAUCCGAAAAGGCAUCAUUGAUACGAUCCGCUACGGCAGCGUGUAAAGCGGGUGCAGAUUGUGUUUCCGCUGUCAAAAUUUGCUUGAAUAGGGCUUCAGGAGAGAGGCAGUUUAUCGUCCAAAUACCUACAACGUCCGAUUCAGACCCUGCGCCGUUCACUCCGAGCAAAUUUUCUCGUAGAACUGGUCAGACGCCACUCCUCGGCUUCUCCGCCCCUCAAAGCCUGUAUCACAAUAGCAUCGACGAAGACGAUCUCACCAUACAGCCUCUGACACCUCCUUCUUCCACCCUUAAUGAUGCCAGCGCCCGAGACAGGUCUUCAGACACGUCCAAUAUCACGGCAACUUCUGAUUCAUCGGAUGGUUCGCAUGAUACUCAACCGACGACCCCGGAAGGUGGUCUAUUAUCUAUGAGCGAUCUCGACUUGACGAAGCCAAUGGAACAUCCUGCAUCAUCGCCUGCGCCGGUUUUUGAUGCCUGCGGACACGCGGACGAACAACAGGAUCGCCAGACUAUCGACACGUUUGAGGAGCGGUUGAUAAACGACGAGCUUCCCACACUACAAGUGAAGCGUGAUCCUCUUGGUCAUGAUCACUCCACAGACGACGUCAUCUACAACAAUGACGGUCACCUGGUGGCAGCGACAAUAGAGGCGCUGUUUGAGAGGAUGACGCCUCAUGACAGUAUCGUAGAUCCUGCGUUCUCGGCGGUCUUCUUUCUCACCUUCCGCCUUUUCUCCACUCCACUUGCACUUGUGGAGGCACUCAUCAACCGCUACAAUAUCAUGCCUCCAGCCAAUCUUUCGGAAGACGAAAUGUUGGCUUGGCAGCAGCACAAGGGCAUUCCAAUCCGCUUGCGCGUAUCCAAUUUUGUGAAGACGUGGUUGGAGAUGUACUGGCGACCUGGCGUUGACGACGUCGCUCUCUCGCACCUUUCAUCGUUCACGAAAGAAGCGCUCCUACAUUACUUCCCUGCGCCCUCCCAGCGGAUUCUCGAUUUAAUUUCCAUGCGGCAAGACUCCAACAUCAGUCUUGUGAGCCCCAAGAGUGAACGUGUCCGCGAUCCUGGCAUGUCAAUCAAUCCUCCGUCAUAUUUACCGUCCGAGAUUCCACGACCGACAAUGACGAAGGCAUUGCUGGCCACGCUUCGUGGAAAGAAUUUUGAUUCUGUUGCCAUCACUGAUUUUGAUGCUCUAGAGUUGGCGAGACAGCUGACGAUCAUGGAAUGCGACUUGUACUGUGCCAUCCAGCCCGAGGAAGUUCUUGAGACGGGACAGGAGGGUGCAAAACCCCCUGUCAACGUCAGGGCUGUUUCUUCCCUAAGCACGGUUAUCACGGGGUGGGUGGCGGAGAACAUCUUGAACGAACAUGAUAUCAAGAAGCGGACGUUACUCGUGAAAUUUUUCAUCAAGGUUGCCGAUCGAUGUACUUCAUUGCACAACUUCAGCACUCCUCGGUCCAUUCUAGCGGCUCUUGACUCCUCUACGAUAUCUCGGCUUCAUCAGACUUGGCUAGGUGUUUCACAUAAAAGUAAGAUGCAGUUGGAGUCAUUGCGUCGACUGGCGGAUCAUGGGCGGAACUACCAUCAAUACCGAAGCAGGCUUCGCAAUAUAGCACCACCAGCAGUUCCGUUCUUAGAAGGUCUUUACUUGACCGACGUGACUUUCUGUCGUGAGGGAAACCCAUCAUACCGCGACUCCCCUGCAGGGAAGAAGCUCCUUAAUUUCAACAAGUAUCACAAGCUAGCUCGGAUUGUUCAAGACAUGCAACGUUUUCAGGUGCCAUAUAAUCUUAAGAAAAUACCGGAGGUGCAGGAAUACCUGCAAAUGGCAUUUGAGAAUUCCAAGCACCACGGUGACCUUCAGGAUCUCUACAGACGAAGCCUGCUUGUCGAGCCAAAACAGCCAGCCGAUACUCCGCCACCUAGCGAUAUGCGGCAAUUGUUUAACUGGGCAACGCGUUCGCAGGCGCAAUCGCCCACACCUGCCUGAUGUUUGCUUUUCAUUCCAUGUUGGUUCGGACUCGUUCUGUCUUCCGUCCUUGAUGUAGUCCUCGUUGUUUAUUCUAUAAUCUUUUCUUAUCUCACUCUUGCAUUUCCACCAAUCCAUGCCCAUCCACAGCAUAUCGAGUCAUAUUUUUGCUGUCUGUUUUGUACUCCCACGCAUGCAUGGAAAUUUCUAGCUAAUUCGACCUUCAUUCAGCGGU